AAAUUGAAAAAAUAUAACCUAUAUGAAAAAUUGCAUUUUACUAAACUUUUUAAAGAAAAUGUUAAGAUAUUUACUACACGUAUCGUACAUUGGAACUUCUUUUAAGGGGGUACAACGUCAAAUUAUAGCUUCAAAUGGUAGAACAGAUGAUCUCAAUACUGUACAAGGAUUACUUGAAAUAGGUUUAAAAAAGUUACGGCCCGUCAACGAACCACAAGUUAUCAUAUCAAGCAGAACAGAUGCGGGAGUUCAUUGUAUAAAUUCCACUGUACAUGUAGAUCUAAAGCACCACAAAACUGCAUUUGACCCGGAGCAUAUAACCUUUGGCAUUAAUAAAUUUUUUAAUAAAGUGAAUGUUCCUGUAAGAAUUCUGAAGACUUUUAUUGUACCAACAACUUUCCAUUGUCGUUACAAUGCAAUUUCAAGAACCUAUUUAUAUAAAUUGGCAGUGAUAAAUAAUUACAAAAAUUCUAUUUUAACGGAAUAUAUUCCAAUUGAAGAUUAUGAUAGAUGUUUAUAUAUAUGUGCUAAGGACUUUGAUUUAGAUACAGCUCAAAAGGCUGCCAAGUUAUUUGAGGGGGAGCACGACUUUAGGAGUUUUAUGGGGCGAGAGACGUUACACCCAAAUAAAGUUACUAGAAGAAAUAUAGAGAAAUUAGAAAUUUAUGAAAAGCCUCUUCCUACUUACAAGCAUCCAUCUUGCAUCUCAUCAACUUUAAACUACAAAUAUUAUGAAGUGGUCGUCAAGUCAACUGGUUUUUUAUAUAAGCAAUCGAUCGAGCACUUACUAGGUUUUUUUACUGUUCCAACACGUUUCUUAACCUCACUAGACGGGUUGGACUGGAGGGAAACGUACCAAAAUGGNAUUGCAUACACAUCAACCAAUAUAUCAAUUAUAAUCGAAAACUUUGUGAAUCAACACUUAUUUAAAUUAAUAUAA
Molecule: messenger RNA, 940 nt
Organism: Agrilus planipennis (emerald ash borer)
Lineage: Eukaryota; Metazoa; Arthropoda; Insecta; Coleoptera; Buprestidae
Product: tRNA pseudouridine synthase-like 1
Exons: 5
Coding region: 23-940 (305 amino acids)
Biological process (GO): tRNA pseudouridine synthesis
Molecular function (GO): pseudouridine synthase activity; RNA binding
Source: RefSeq, a predicted model, not a curated record